AUGCCGCCCCUCAAACCUGGCAAGCCGGCCGGUGACCCAGCCCUAAUUCGGCCCGUUCAAUUUACCAGCCACCCGCACGACCUCGGGGAGGGGGCUGAGGCACGUCGCAUCCGCAGCGCAGCUGACCCGAAGCUUUUUUCCCAUCAACCCGAUUUUUCCCGCAGCCGGUCGGCGCCAGGCUUGCUGACGCGUAUUAUUUACCGGGCCGUUCGUCGUGAAAAGCGGGAAAAGGUCGGUGGGGUACCGGUGGGCUGCGCCCAGGCCUUCGAUUCAGUUGCCCCCAGUCGUUUUUUCGUUGCGCUCUCUCGCUCGAGUGCGUUGCCGAUGCGCGGCACCCGAUGCUAUCUGCGGACACGCGCCAAUGGAGGGGAGUUGGGGCGCCACGCUCGGGUGCCUUUCCCGCCCACCCACCCCAUACGCUUGGCCCUCCUUCUGGCGGCGGAUGGGUGCACGAGCAUCAGUGGCUUGACGUUGCCCAUGCUGCUGCGUCCCUUAAGGCACGCAAGCUUGGCGAAGACACGGCCGCCGGUCCGUAAGCACAGGGCCCGCAUGCUGCGGGCGGCGUCCAAAUCUAAUGUGCACUAUACCCUAUGA
Messenger RNA from Trypanosoma rangeli, 594 nucleotides. RefSeq lists its product as uncharacterized. Bases 1 to 594 code for a protein of 197 amino acids. Lineage: Eukaryota; Euglenozoa; Kinetoplastea; Trypanosomatida; Trypanosomatidae. The record is from RefSeq and is a predicted model, not a curated record. The transcript has a single exon.